GCCGUUUGUAGCUCACACUUCGCUGGGGACUUUUGAUUGAUAUUCGAGACAAGAACGUCGGUGUUUUUUGGUUGGCUUCUUCCCGGGAGAUUUUUAGCUGCUGAGCAAGCCUUCUUGUGUGGAUAAUCCUCGUGGGUUUUGGACCUCGUUCUUUGAUUUGCUUUGCCCGUGUGGACCAUUAUGACUCUGGAGGAAGUUCACGGCCAGGAACCAAUGCCUGAAACAAGCGACAGUAGCUCCAGCAGCGCCUCGAGCGGCAGCAGAAUGCAGAACGCCGGUAAAGCCCUCCAGGAGUUGCUCGUCUCUUCGCAGCGCCGCGGCUGCCUCACCGCCGGCGUCUACGAAUCUGCGAAGCUGAUGAAUGUCGAUCCGGAUACUGUCGCUUUCUGUGUGCUGGCUGCAGAUGAAGAAGAGGAGGGGGAUAUUGCACUCCAAAUCCACUUCACCCUCAUCCAAGCUUUCUGCUGUGAAAAUGACAUCGACAUUGUGAGAGUGAGUGACAUCCAGAAGCUAGCUGCCAUCGUGGGGGCCAGUGAGGAGACUGGGGAACCCAGAGACUUGCACUGCAUCCUCAUAACGAACCCCGCUGAGGAUGCCUGGAAAGAUCCAGCCUUGGACAAGUUGAACUUGUUUUGUGAAGAGAGUCGAAAUGUCAACGACUGGGUGCCCAGCAUCACCCUGCCUGAGUGAUGAUGAUGAUGAUAAAUCCAGUGCAUAGGAGAGGUUGAAAACCUUUUGUUGCAUUCUCAUCCUGGUGUUGCACAUCUGGGCAACCCAACAAGUGGCUGAUUCUGGGGAUUAGCCUGGUCAACAGCUUGGAUUAAGUCACUCAGACAGCACGUGGUGGAUUCUUGUGGAGAGAAAGGAGAAGCAAAGGAAGAAGGGGAGUGGUUUGUGCCAGCAGCGAGUUCCUUCUCUAUGCUGCAGCGCUGGAGAAGCUGGCAUGUCUACGGAGCUGAAGAAGUACUGCAUGUUUUUUAGGAGCAGAAGCAAAGGGGGGAAAACUGGCAGGUUUCCAGUUAAGGUGGUCUGCUUGUGUUAGAAAGCAAGUGUGAAAGUUGAAAACUGGUCACUGAUGAUGGGCAGGUAUGGACACAGUAUUGUAACAAGAAACUGUUGGCGGGGGUGUGCAACCCCCCUAAGAGACUGGAAGUUUAAAAGACUUUAGUACUGUUGCAUUUCUUCAAAGAUUUUGAUGCAGAUCGAUCUUUCGGAGGCCUUUUUGGACUGUGUUCUGUAUUGAUAACCAAUUUUGCAAUAAUUCUUUUAAAUUGAAAUUCAUGCUGCUAUUGAAGUUCUUCUACAUUUAUAAUAAAUUUUUGAUAAUUAA
Rhineura floridana is the source of this 1330-nucleotide messenger RNA. RefSeq names its product growth arrest and DNA damage inducible gamma (gene GADD45G). Gene Ontology annotation, biological process: regulation of cell cycle. The coding region runs from base 181 to 690 and encodes 169 amino acids. Lineage: Eukaryota; Metazoa; Chordata; Lepidosauria; Squamata; Rhineuridae. The record is from RefSeq and is a predicted model, not a curated record. The transcript has 4 exons. Gene Ontology annotation, cellular component: cytoplasm; nucleus.